Messenger RNA from Heteronotia binoei (common prickly gecko), 4159 nucleotides. RefSeq names its product collagen type XXI alpha 1 chain (gene COL21A1). The record is from RefSeq and is a predicted model, not a curated record. Lineage: Eukaryota; Metazoa; Chordata; Lepidosauria; Squamata; Gekkonidae. The coding region runs from base 36 to 2909 and encodes 957 amino acids. The transcript is spliced from 29 exons.
UUCUAGAUUUCUGAAGUGCUGGGAAUACUGAAUACAUGGCAAAGAACGUAACGUUUCUUCAGGCAGUUUUAAUAUUGCUGCUUCACGAUUACAUAUCCGCUGAUGAUGGUGAUAUAAGAUCAAGUUGUCGAACUGCCCCAACAGAUUUAGUUUUCAUCUUGGAUGGUUCCUACAGUGUUGGACCAGAAAACUUUGAAAUUGUUAAAAGAUGGCUUCUUAAUAUUACAAGCAAUUUUAAUAUAGGGCCCAAGUUUACUCAGGUUGGAGUAGUUCAGUACAGUGAUUACCCCGUCCUUGAGAUUCCACUUGGAACGCAUGACUCCAAUGAAAACUUAGUCAGAGAAAUGGAAUCUAUACAGUAUUUGGGUGGAAAUACAAGAACGGGGAGAGCCAUUCAGUUCGCCAUCGACCACCUAUUUGCUAAAUCUCCCAGGUUCCUCACAAAAAUAGCAGUUGUUCUCACUGAUGGUAAGUCACAAGAUGAAGUCAAAGAUGUGGCAGCUGAAGCAAGAAAAAACAAAAUCACCUUGUUUGCCAUUGGAGUUGGUUCAGAAACUGAAGAGGAUGAAUUGAGAGCAAUUGCCAACAAACCCUCUUCAACGUAUGUUUUCUAUGUUGAAGAUUAUAUUGCAAUAUCCAGAAUAAGAGAAGUAAUAAAGCAAAAACUCUGUGAAGAAUCAGUUUGUCCAACAAGAAUUCCUGUUGCAUCUCGGGAUGAAAAGGGAUUUGAUAUCCUCCUAGGCUUAGGUGUGAAGAGAAAGGUGAAAAAGAGAAUUCAAAUUCCAUCUACUAAUGCAAAAGCAUAUGAAGUAACUACAAGCGUUGACUUGUCAGAAUUAACCAGGGAUGUAUUUCCAGAAGGCCUUCCUCCAUCCUAUGUGUUUGUCUCUACCCAGAGAUUUAAAGUCAGAAAAACUUGGGACUUGUGGAGGAUAUUAAGCUUGGAUGGGAGGCCACAGAUAGCUGUCACUGUGAAUGGAGAGGACAGAACAUUGUCCUUUACUACAACAAGCAAAGUAAAUGGUUCUCAAGUUGUUACUUUCACUGCACCCCAUGUAAAGACUUUGUUUGAUGGGGGCUGGCAUCAAAUACGUCUCUUAGUAACAGAAGCGGAUAUAACAUUGUAUAUAGACGAUCAAGAAACUGAAAUGAAGACAUUGCACCCAGUUUUAGGAAUUUAUAUCAGCGGACUAACUCAAAUAGGAAAAUAUUCUGGGAAAGAGGAGACUGUUCAAUUUGAUGUCCAAAAGCUGAGGAUCUACUGUGACCCGGAGCAAAACAAUCGAGAAACAGCUUGUGAGAUACCUGGCUUUAAUGGAGAGUGCCUGAAUGGACCUAGUGAUGUAGGAUCUACACCAGCUCCAUGUAUAUGCCCUCCAGGAAAACAAGGACCCCCAGGUUCAAAGGGAGAUCCUGGGCAACCUGGGAAUCAUGGCUUUCCUGGAGAACCUGGUCCAGAUGGUAAGCCUGGUUACCAAGGAGUACCAGGAACUCCAGGUAUUCCAGGAUCCCCAGGGAUUCAAGGACCACGUGGUUUUCCAGGCAUGAAGGGCGAACCUGGGGCUGAUGGGAAAAAGGGUGAACGUGGACUUCCAGGUUUCCCUGGAUUGCAUGGGAUGCCGGCAUCUAAGGGUGACAGAGGACCUAAAGGAGAUCAAGGCCCACCAGGAAUUUAUGGGAAAAAGGGUGCAAAAGGAGAAAAGGGUGAAGCAGGAUUUCCUGGAAUGCCUGGCCGGCCUGGGGAAUCUGGGAGAAGUGGAAAGGAUGGUGUACCUGGGAACCCGGGUUUCAAGGGAGAAGCUGGACUGCCGGGUUCUGCUGGGCCAGAAGGAAGAAGGGGUGAUCCUGGAAUUCCUGGGAUCCCUGGAGUUCAAGGAAUCAAAGGAGAAAAGGGGGAAAUUGGACCUCCAGGACAGCAAGGACAAAAAGGAUCUCCUGGAACACCAGGUGUGGCUGGACUUGAGGGAUCAUCAGGUUUACCUGGAGGACCUGGGCCCAAGGGCAGUAAGGGCGAGCCAGGACUACAAGGGAAACGAGGGAUACCAGGUAUCAAGGGAGAACAAGGAAGACCAGGUACUGCAGGUGAACCAGGAUAUCCCGGUAUACCUGGCACACAGGGUUUGAAGGGAGAGAAAGGAAACCUUGGAGAGAAAGGCAUCCAGGGUCAGAAGGGAGAAGUGGGCAGACCAGGGAUUCCAGGGCAGAAGGGGACCACGGGAUUAAAUGGACAUGAAGGACAGAAAGGCGAGAAAGGAGAUCCAGGCAUUAGUGGUUCCAAUGGACAAAAGGGAGAACCUGGAACACAUGGCCUGAUUGGUUUACCAGGCCCAAGAGGAAUGCAUGGCGAGAGGGGCUCUCCUGGGGCUCCUGGAUCAGAUGGAAAACCUGGAAGAGGAUUUUCAGAAGAAUUUAUUCGACAAGUUUGUGCAGAUGUGCUGAGAACUCAGUUGCCUAGCAUACUUCGGAAUGGGAGACUGCAACACUGUGAUCAUUGCCAGUCUCACAAUCCUUCCUCAGGACCUCCUGGCCCACCAGGCCCAAUUGGCCCACCAGGUCCUAGAGGUUUUCCUGGCUUGGAAGGAAAUGAUGGUGUUCCAGGACUUACAGGGGCUCCUGGUCGUCCCGGAAAUCGUGGACCAAAAGGAUUACCUGGGAAAAAUGGAGCUAAAGGAAGCCAAGGAAUUGGGAUUCCUGGAAUACAAGGCCCUCCGGGACAUCCAGGUCCUGAAGGCCCUCCUGGGAUAAGCAAAGAAGGACUUCCUGGAGAACCUGGAGGACCUGGUAAAGAUGGAGAUCGUGGAAGUCCUGGAAUGCCUGGACAAACUGGACCCCCUGGAGUUUGUGAUCCAUCUUUAUGCUUUAGUGUAGUUGUAGGACGAGAUCCAUUUAGAAAAGGCCCAAACUAUUAAUCUGAGAAAUAUUAGUUGGCAAACUAGGCCUUUUAUGCUCACUCUUGUCUCAGGAAAAUUACUAGCAAUAAUUCCCUAUCCCAGGAACAAAGGUACCUCUCAUUUGGAAUGUGGUAAAUAUUCAAUUUUAAGACACUAAAAUGUGGCUUCUUUGGGUUUAUUUACAGAGCUGCCCUAAGCAGAGUUCCAUCCUUCAGUAGACUUAGACAAGUCUAACUCUGCUUAGGGUUGCACUGUAAAUCUCCAAGCAUCAAUCCAGUUAGUUGGACAUCACUACAGUUUACUGAGACAAAUGGAACAAAAUAGUCAUGACUAAGUUUACCCCCGAAGUUUUCAAUUAUGACUAACUUUAGCUGCGUUGUAGCUUUAGUAUCCUGUGAGAGUUGUUCUAUAAUGUUUGCCCAAUUACAUUGUUGCUUCCAUUGGAAGUCCACUGACAAUAUAAUAACUUCACCAGAAGCUGGAUUGGAUCCUCAACUGCUUGGUAAUCAGGAGUAAAAUCACUGUGAAGUGUUUCUUAUUCAGCCUAGAAAUGCAGCAUCUUAAUUUCAAUGGAAACAUGGCUGGCUCAGGCUGUUGUUUCAUUGGUGUGUGAAUCUCAUCCAUUGUGUACAUUUCAUAUUUCAUUUGUUAGGUUUCUGUUAGGAAAUGCAUGACCCCAAGUUUUAAAAGCCUGUUCAUGUAAUUACUUUUUUGUACUAUUUAUUCAAAGAUCCAAUUAUCAGUUUCCAUCUAUGAUCUAAGAAACCUUUGUAGGCACCUUAAUGUAAACAAUUUUGAAAAAUUGGUUUCUAAAUAUAAUAUCAUGAAGUGUUUUUUUUAAUCAUUUGUUUACACAGCAAAAGUUUUAACAAUUUGAAAUAUAUUAAUCCUAACUAUAGAACUGGGUGCUAUCAUUGUCCCAAACUUCAUAGGAUUGUAGUAGUAAAAAAAAAAGGUUUACAAGAUAUGCUUAUGCUUAUUGUGUUCCUAUAGAGUUUGUUUUGCUGCUUCUUUUGUACAUUUUAAGCAAGGUAUUUCUGUUUAUUUCAUAAAAUGAGAAUCAAGAGGUGCUGCUGGCAUUCUAAUCAAUUCAGUUGUACAAUUUCCAUUAAAAUUUGAAAUCAUUUUAAAUAUUAUUGCUAAGAGAGUCUUACUGCACUUAACCAAAGCUUUAUAACUAGCCUUUUCAUGAUGGGUUUCCUGUUGGCAGUAAUAAGAUUCUUGAUGUUCAAGGUUAAAUAAAUGUUUACAGAAUUUGUGGUAUGCAA